AUGGCGACUGGGGUGGUGGAGGUGCGGCAGGUGUGGGCGGAGAACGCCGACUACGAGUUCUCGCUGAUCCGCUCCGUCGUCUGCUGCGGCCGCUUCUGCUUCGCCGCCUUCGACACCGAAUACCCAGGCACUAUCUACAUCCCCACCCCCGACGUCGACCCCCGCGGCCUCUCCCCGACGCAGCGCUACGAGCUCCUGAAGCUGAACGUCGACGCCCUCCACAUCGUGCAGCUCGGCCUCGCCCUCUCCGACGCCGCCGGCCGCCUGCCCGACCUCGGCACCUGCGGCGCCUUCCGCUUCGUCUGGCAGUUCAACUUCUGCGACUUCGACCUCCUUGGCGGCUACCCCCACAACCCCGACUCCGUCGGCCUGCGCUUCUCUCGGAGGGCAUCGACUUCGGUGCCCUCCGCUGCUACGGCCUCGACUUGCGCCGCUUCGCCGAGCUGCUGGCCUCGUCGGGCCUGCUGGGCCCGGCGGCCGGCAUGA
Messenger RNA from Ananas comosus (pineapple), 486 nucleotides. RefSeq names its product probable CCR4-associated factor 1 homolog 11. The coding region runs from base 1 to 486 and encodes 161 amino acids. Lineage: Eukaryota; Viridiplantae; Streptophyta; Magnoliopsida; Poales; Bromeliaceae. The record is from RefSeq and is a predicted model, not a curated record. Gene Ontology annotation, molecular function: poly(A)-specific ribonuclease activity; nucleic acid binding. Gene Ontology annotation, cellular component: P-body; CCR4-NOT complex; CCR4-NOT core complex. The transcript has a single exon.